Vitis vinifera (wine grape) is the source of this 1320-nucleotide messenger RNA. RefSeq lists its product as uncharacterized. Lineage: Eukaryota; Viridiplantae; Streptophyta; Magnoliopsida; Vitales; Vitaceae. The record is from RefSeq and is a predicted model, not a curated record. The transcript is spliced from 3 exons. Bases 1 to 1320 code for a protein of 439 amino acids.
AUGCAGUUCCAUCAUCAGUAUAGAGCACCGCCUCCACCGAGGUCGGUUAGACAGUUCACACAGCUUGGGAUGCCACUGAGCCGAGCUUUUCAGAGAUUGGUUGAGGGAGGACUAAUUGCCCCACUACCGCCUAGACCACCAUUACAGCCUACCCCCCCAGGAUUCAGGACAGAUCUUCACUGUGCCUACCAUCAGAGAGCAGGCCAUGAUACAGACAGUUGUUCAACACUGAGACAUGCCAUUCAGGAUUUGAUUGAUCAGGGCUUGGUUGAUUUAGGGCGCCCGGGUGUAGCCACAGACCCGCUACCUACUCAUGACACUAGAGCAGUACCUCCACCCUUGGAAGGGCCGAUCAGUCCAUACGAGGAGUCAGAUUUUGUUGGAUAUAUACCUAGACAGCAGAUCCGCAGGCCAUUCAGUUUGACCCCAGACAAGAUUUAUGGGCCGCCUCCGGUAUCACCAGUAUACUUACAGCAUGUGCCACCUAUGACACCCUUCAUUCUGUUCCCAGAGGAAUAUAGGCCCCCUCACAGAGAUGUUCAGAUAGUUACACGGAGUGGAAGGGUAGCACAACCUCCACCCGUUGACAGGUCAUUUGCUGGUAUAGCUGCCAGAGAGAAGGUUCAGAGGGAAGAUGAUGAGAUAUUAUGCCAGCUGUGCACUACUCAAGCUCGCAUAUCUAUUUGGAGCCUUUUGGCCUCAUCUAGUACACACAGAGAUUCAUUGGUUAGAGCCCUUGGCCAAAUUAGGAUUGACACUGCUACUACCCUAGAGGGGCUUAUUCACAUGUUGACAGCUGAUAGAGCUACAUGCAUAGUGUUUUCUGAUGAUGACUUGCCACCAGAGGGAUCAAAUCAUGUUCGACCCUUAUUCAUUGAUGUUGUUUGUUCAGACCGUCGGGUGCCGUCUGUUCUGCUGGACAAUGGUUUUGCCCUGAACGUCUGUCCAUUGGUUACUGUUAUUGCACUUGGGUUUUCGCCAGCCGAUUUUAGGGCUUCUACACAGAUUGUUAGAGCUUAUGAUGGGACUCAGAGGACAGUUUUAAGGAUUCAGUCAUCCUUUAACCUGCUUCUUGGUCGCCCAUGGAUUCAUGAGGCUGGUGCUAUACCAUCUUCCCUUCAUCAGAAGGUGAAGUUCAUACACGAGGGGGGCAUUAUCACGAUACAGUCUGAUAGAGAUAUUAUCACUUCGUCUGAGCCAGUGUUACAUAUCAGUCACAGUGAGAAUGACUUACAUUUGACCGGGUUUACGUUCGAUGAGGUUCAGGUUGUCAGCUUAGAGGAUGGCAGCAGAGAUAUGGUACCUAUGUCAUUUGACUAG